Messenger RNA from Penicillium chermesinum, 1005 nucleotides. RefSeq names its product tRNA (guanine46-N7)-methyltransferase (gene trm8). Bases 1 to 1005 code for a protein of 334 amino acids. The record is from RefSeq and is a predicted model, not a curated record. The transcript is spliced from 3 exons. Gene Ontology annotation, molecular function: tRNA (guanine(46)-N7)-methyltransferase activity. Gene Ontology annotation, biological process: tRNA methylation; RNA (guanine-N7)-methylation. Gene Ontology annotation, cellular component: tRNA methyltransferase complex. Lineage: Eukaryota; Fungi; Ascomycota; Eurotiomycetes; Eurotiales; Aspergillaceae.
AUGGUGUCACAACCUGCGCCCAAGCGCCAAAAGCGCGAGGAAUACCGGCGCAAGAUCCACGAGCAGCACGAGGCUGCUGAUGGGGCCAAGGCCGAGGUGCAGCUGCCGCAGAAAAGAUUCUUUCGGCAGCGUGCGCAUGCGAAUCCCUUCUCUGAUCACCAGCUUGACUAUCCCUUGACUCCGGCGCAUAUGGAUUGGUCUUCCCAUUACCCCGCAUUCGUGGACCCAGAUACGUCAAAAACGACCCUUAGCGGUGGACGAAAACUCGUCAAAGAUGUGGAGGUCGUGGAUAUCGGCUGCGGCUUCGGCGGCUUGCUGGUGGGACUAGCUCCUCUAUUACCAGACACAUUGAUGGUUGGCAUGGAGAUUCGUGUUUCGGUCCUGGAAUUCGUCACCUCCCGAAUCAAAGCUCUGCGCUUGCGCCAGCAGUACCUUAAGAAUACAUCUUCACAAGACCCAGCCCCCGCGUCAGAACCAGCCAACUCACCACAGAACGGAUCCGAGGCACCUGAAGACGAGGUCGGGACGACUACCAGUGUGGUGCCAGGCAACUAUGAGAAUAUUUCGGGCAUCCGAGCCAACACGAUGAAGUUCCUGCCUAACUUCUUCGAGCGGCACCAGCUUUCUAAAAUCUUCAUCUGCUUCCCAGAUCCGCACUUCAAGGCGCGCAAGCAUAAAGCUCGCAUUGUCUCGGAAUACCUGAAUGCAGAGUAUGCCUAUGUGUUGCGGCCUGGCGGUCUAUUAUAUACUAUCACCGAUGUCGAAGAGUAUCACCAUUGGAUCCUGAAGCAUUUCCAUGUGUCGGGGAAUGAGGGCGAAGAUGAUGAGGAAGUGCCCAGCAUUAAGGAUCUUUGGGAACGAGUCUCGGAGGAGGAAGUGAGCGCCGAUCCUUGUGCGCAGGUCAUGGCUUGCGAGACUGAGGAAUCGAAGAAGGUCACUCGCAAUAAUGGGAACAAGUACGUGGCCGUCUUCCGGCGCAAAGCGGAUCCUGAAUGGCCGGCCUAG